AUAAAAUUGUGCGCGGGGAUAAAAAAUUUUACAUGACGAAUUGGACAUGAAGAAAGUUUGUGCCAAGUCGGUCCCAAUAAAUUCGACUCCUGACCAAAAGCUCGUCCGUCAACAGAUUUGCUCAGAUUUUCUUGAGAGGUUACAUAAAGAGUUAAUGGAAAACAUCAUCACUUGCGAUAAAACCUACAUAUUCAAAGACGAUGUUGAAACUAAGUGACAAUCCAUGCACUAGAAAACUCCUGCAUCGCCAAGAAUGAAAAAAGCAAGGAUGUCGAAAUCAAAAUUUAAAGCCAUGCUAAUUGUAUUUUUUUUAUAUUAACGGCAUAGUGA
This is a messenger RNA of Diabrotica balteata, 330 nucleotides long. Lineage: Eukaryota; Metazoa; Arthropoda; Insecta; Coleoptera; Chrysomelidae. The record is from the annotation of a GenBank genome assembly.